Messenger RNA from Seminavis robusta, 1334 nucleotides. The record is from the annotation of a GenBank genome assembly. Lineage: Eukaryota; Bacillariophyta; Bacillariophyceae; Naviculales; Naviculaceae.
GGUAGCUGCGACACUUCUGGCGCAGUCCUUCCUAUCGCGUUGGCUUCAACUCUGUUGCAUGAAAAAGUGUGCGUCAGAUUGAUUGAGGCCAGCGUCAAACGUACUGUUUAAGUCAAUUAUCUGGCUUAUUUCUAGCGCAUGGCAUCACGGUUUGGUGAAGACCUGCAGACUUUUAGACCGUUCAGCUCAGAGGCCAAUUCUGAAGCUGCUUUUUCAUCUUCCGUAAAGUGGUGCUCUCUGCUGCUGUUGUUGUUGUUGUUAUCAUCGUCUCGAAGUCAAAACCAAGGGCAAGAUGGCAGAUGUACCGCCAACGCGUAUGAACCAGCAGAUCUUCAAGGGCAAGAAGAAGGCUGCAGAAGGUGGACACAAAUUGCUCAAGAAAAAGGCAGAUGCGUUGAAGGUCAAAUUUCGGGACUAUGCCAAGGCGAUUGCCGAAACCAAGUCCUCCAUGACAGGAGACUCAUCCAAUGCAUUCUUCUCUAUGACGCAAGCUGAAUAUGCGGCUGGAAACUUCAAACAGAAGGUGGCCGAAGGAUCCAUGACAGCCAGAGUCAGAGUUGGAGCUGGCGUGGACAAUGUGGCUGGUGUCAAACUCCCUGUCUUUACCAAGUAUGAUACUGGCGCUGCAGCCGACAAUCAGAGUCUUGGGCUUGUUGGAGGAGGAAAGAAGAUCCAAAAUGUCCGUGAAAAGUUCACCGAUCUUUUGGAAAUGCUUAUCAAGUUGGCAUCUCUUCAAACAAGUUUUCAGACACUUGACGAAGCGUUGAAGGUGACAAACCGUCGUGUCAACGCCUUGGAGAAUGUGACUAUUCCCAAGAUCGAAGGAAUCCUGGGCUACAUUGCUCGUGAACUUGACGAACUCGAGCGUGAAGAUUUCACACGCCUCAAGCUCGUGCAAGGCAAGAAGGAAAUCGAAAUCAAGCGAGAAGCAGCACAAAAGGCAAAGGAAGCAGCCAAGAUCAUGGUCUCUGGACAAGCCAGGCCCAAGUCUAACGAUGCAGAUAUUACUGCCGCAUUUGAUGCGAACGACGACGAAGAUGUUGUCUUUUAAGGGUUAGCACCUGCUUGGCAGUGCCUCAAGCACUGGUAUCUAAGCACACCCUAUAGCGCGCAGCUUUCGGCAGAACAAUGGCAAGAGGUCUCUUAGCUAGAGAUCAAAUGAGGGUGCUUUGAAUGUAGACAUCGUCUCUUUGUGUCAUCAGACCAGUGAAAUUGCAGUCUCACUUCUCAGCUCUAGCCAUUUAUCAUUAUUGUAAAGAUACCGCCGAAGGAAACUUAUCUAUCUAGUUGUGCUAUUUGACUCUGGUAAAUUUCAGUCACUAUGCUAUGGGGGC